AUGUCAUUAUAUGUUAAUCAUGAAUCAUAUCCUCAACCAUGGCAAAUAUUAAUAUGUACUCCAUCAACUACUUUGGAAGAACUUUCUAUCUUCACUAAACGAUGUUUCUUUGCAGCAAAAAAUGGAUAUGAGAAUUAUUUAUUUUGUAUUGCUAAUUUAGAAUUAGUCGAGUUUGAACUACAAUAUCAACUUGUUAACAUUAUUAGAUCAAUGAGUGAAAAAUAUGAUAAAUAUUUAUUGGCUCUCAUAUGUUGUCGAGAAACUGGUGUUCAUCAUCAUAUCCUGGAUCAAUUUUCUCAGGAUGUUCAUACAACAAAUGGACUUGAUAUGAAAUCCAUGAAAAUAAUAUAUCAAGAAUUAUGCCCAAACGUUUUUUGUGUGACAUCAGAAUUUUCUGGUCUAGGAAAAACUGAAUGGAUUAAAAAUCAAAGUUACGAAUUAAAGAAAGCUCCAAAUAGCUUUUUAAUUAAUGAUGAUGUUGAUUUUAGAACAUUGGUUAAACGAUUUAAAGAAUUUAAUAUUCAACCAUUUGAAAGUUUACAUCUAAAUAUAAUAUCAGCAAAUCAUCCUAGAGACGUCAAUAUGUUUAUAUUUGAACUAUUAACUUUAGGAAUGGUCGUAAAUAGUAUCGAUAUAGCUCGUUUGCUCAACACUACUAUAUUCAUUGAAAUUGCUUCAACCGCCGAUCAAUAUUUGUUUAACUCUAUACCAAUAGUUCAUUGCCUUGCGAAUACUAAUUUGAAAUGGGACAUUAGAAAUCUCAAGGUAUCCGAAGAAAUACAUAGUCCUAUUCAGAUAGUUUGUCAUUACUUAUAUGCUUAUGAGAGAACCAUAGAUACUAAAAAUCUCUUAUUCCAUACAAUCGGGCCUGAUGCUACAAAACCUAUGUCUGAUGAAGAAUGUCAAGACCUCAUUAAUAAACAUUUAUUUGAUAAUGGCACUAGUAAGCAAGACAUUACAUCAUUCAGAUUUGUUGAAAUAUUCGUUAACGUCUUUGCUGAUCAAUUGGUUCGUUUAUCUUCAAGUCAAUAUUUCCAAGUUGAAAAUUUAAAAGUCAUGAUUAAAGAAAAAGAAAUUAGGAAAACUUUACUUCGAACUUUAUUAGAUGUAUCUAAAGAUUUUGCAACAUUAUCAUUUAAAACUAAAACUGCACAAUUAGAGUCAACAACACCUUUAAAUAAUGAUAAAUUGGCAACCAUAGUUAAUUGGGAUGAUUCAAAUCAUCUUUUGGUAUUUUUCUUAUCACAAAUACCAGAUGCUAUUUGUGCUUUAUAUCGUGAUGAGAAACGAGUUCCUGAUAAUGUUAAGAGAUUAUUAAAAAGUCAACAUACUGAUAAAGAUAAGAAAUUUCAAUUGGAAAAUUAUAAUACUAUGGAUACAACACAAUUAUUGGAAAAAUUGGAACGUUUGGCAAGAAAAACCAUGCAUAAAAUUAAGUAUCCUC
This is a messenger RNA of Racocetra persica, 1444 nucleotides long. The record is from the annotation of a GenBank genome assembly. NCBI's taxonomy places the organism in Eukaryota, Fungi, Glomeromycota, Glomeromycetes, Diversisporales, Gigasporaceae.